AGUCCGACGAUCUGACUUGACUCUCUCCCUCCUCUCUCAUUCUGUCGCUCCUUCACUCCGCUGCUUCCUACUCGGUCUCCCCCUCUCCCUCUCUCUCUCUCUCUCUCUCUCUCUCUCACACACACACACACACACACACACCCUUGUUCCUCCGCAUCUGCAGCAGACAUGGCCGGGGCUUUCGUUGGCACAUGGAACCUCAAGGAGAGCGAGAAAUUCGAUGACUACAUGAAGGCGCUUGGUGUGGGAUUUGCUACACGUCAGCUAGCGGGCCUGACUAAGCCCACCACUAUCAUCGAAGUGGAUGGCGACACGGUGACGGUGAAGACGCAGAGCACCAUGAAAAACACAGAGCUAUCCUUCAAGCUGGAAGAGGAGUUCGACGAGACCACCGCCGAUGACAGGAAGGUUAAGUCCAUCGUCAAAAUAGAGGAUGGGAAGCUGGUGCACACACAGAAGUGGGACGGCAAAGAGACCAGUCUGGUCAGAGAAGUCAACGGAAACGCGCUCAUACUAACACUCAAAAUUGGAGAUCUUGUUUGCACACGUCGCUACGAAAAGGCACAGUAAAACCCAGCACCACCUACUCGCAUCAGCUAAAGCUCUGCACCACAAACUCCUCAUCACCACCUCAUCCCUGGCCGAGCAGGCGCUGUGUAGGUCUGCUGCAGAGUCGCCCUCAAUGCCCCCUCAUUCUGUUUGAUAAGUAUUAGCAUUGCUGCUGCUGACUGUGACCUCCCAUCUCCCCCCUGCCCUUCUCUUUAUACUGUGGUUCCUUCUACUGUAAGAAACACUGAAUGAAUUCCAAUGUUUUUUUCUGUUGUUGUCGUUUUGUUCUCUCUAAACACCUGCAGAUGUAUUUCUGUAGAAAAUGUGUUAUGCAUGGUGCCUAUGAUAAACCUGGAAAAGCGUUUGAAAAAUUUGUUUUAACGAUUGAGACCUCGAACAAAUAAAAAGUGUUCAAACUGUUGGAUGAACUUGUAAAACAA
Scophthalmus maximus (turbot) is the source of this 989-nucleotide messenger RNA. RefSeq names its product fatty acid binding protein 3, muscle and heart (gene fabp3). Gene Ontology annotation, molecular function: fatty acid binding. The record is from RefSeq and is a predicted model, not a curated record. Bases 169 to 570 code for a protein of 133 amino acids. The transcript is spliced from 4 exons. Lineage: Eukaryota; Metazoa; Chordata; Actinopteri; Pleuronectiformes; Scophthalmidae. Gene Ontology annotation, cellular component: cytosol; nucleus. Gene Ontology annotation, biological process: fatty acid transport.